This is a messenger RNA of Pseudocercospora fijiensis CIRAD86, 1506 nucleotides long. RefSeq lists its product as uncharacterized. The annotation marks the transcript as partial. The transcript has 2 exons. Lineage: Eukaryota; Fungi; Ascomycota; Dothideomycetes; Mycosphaerellales; Mycosphaerellaceae. Gene Ontology annotation, cellular component: cytoplasm. The record is from RefSeq and is a predicted model, not a curated record. Gene Ontology annotation, molecular function: carboxy-lyase activity; pyridoxal phosphate binding. Gene Ontology annotation, biological process: carboxylic acid metabolic process.
CUCCUCAGCGCUGUGCAGAGUCUAGUCACGUCCUUCAUUCAAGCUGCAGAUGACAACACAGCGUCAAACGCAAAUGGGUAUUCCGAGCACGCGAAACCUGUUGGCGACCACAGACCGACGACUCUGCUCGAUCCAAACCCGCCACAACAACUCCAGCAACUCUUAGCCUGUUCACUGCCCCAGCAAGGCCUCGGACGAGAUGGCUUCAUCGAGAUGGUCCAAAAGCUAUACCGCCACAGCGUCAACACCUGGCACCAAGGUUUCCUCGACAAGCUCUACGCCAGCAUCACUCCAGUCGGACUCGCAGCAGAUUUGGUUCUCAGCUCUCUGAACACGAAUGUCCACGUCUACCAAGUCUCGCCUGCUCUGACAAUUGUCGAGAAGCAGACCGGUCGUGCUUUGGCUUCGAUGUUUGGUUUGAAUGGAGUCCAUGCUGGUGGCAUCACGCAGCCGGGUGGAAGUGCUGCGAAUCAGAGUUCUAUGGUGAUUGCGCGGAAUACUUUGUUUCCGGAGACGAAAAUUGAAGGGAAUGGAAACCGACGUUUUGUUCUUUUCACGUCGGUACAUGGGCAUUAUAGUGUUGAGAAGGCGGCGCAGAUGUUUGGGUUUGGUUCGAAUGCUGUACGUGCGGUUGAGGUUGAUGCGCAAGGACGAAUGAAGCCAGAUGCAUUAUCGCUCGCAAUCCAAACCUCCAAAACCGCCGGCGAAACCCCCUUCUACGUCAACGCAACAGCCGGAACAACCGUCCUCGGCUCCUUCGAUCCCAUCCCCCCAAUCUCAAAAAUCUGCCAAACCCACAAUCUCUGGCUGCACAUCGACGGCUCCUGGGGCGGCUCCAUAAUUUUCAGCGACAAGCAACGCCACAAACUCCAAGGCUCCCACCUCGCAGACUCCAUCACAAUCUGUCCGCACAAAAUGAUGAAUGUCCCUCUCACGUGUUCUUUCCUUUUGGGGAAAGAUUUGAGGGAUUUUCAGCGAGCGAUGACGCUUCCUGCCGAAUAUCUUUUUCAUGGUAGGAAUGCGGACGGUGGGGAACGCCACUGCUCCGACGCUCAUCGGAAUGGAGGAGAUACAUGUGCCGAGCAAGAAGAAUUCUGGGAUCUGGCAGAUCUCACCCCCCAAUGCGGUCGGAGAGGGGAUAGUCUCAAACUCGCCUUGAGCUGGAUAUAUUCCGGAACCCAAGGGUUUCGAGAUUAUAUCGACCAUGCUUUCGACAUCGCAGCGCAGUUGACAUCUAUCCUCGCCUCGAAUCCGAAUUUCACGUUGGUUUCGGAGAAUCCGCCGCCUUGUUUGCAGGUUUGCUUUUAUUUUCGGAAGGUGGCUGAUGUUGAGGCGAAUAGUAGGAUGACGGAGAGGAUUGCGAAGGGGUUGGUUAUGAGGGGGUUUAUGGUUGAUUAUGCGAUGGGGAGGGAGGGGAGCUUUUUGAGGGUUGUUGUUAAUGGGCAGACGAGGGGGGAGACGGUGGUGGGGUUGGUGAGGGCUGUGGAGGAGGUGGGGAUGGAGUAG